Messenger RNA from Lagenorhynchus albirostris (white-beaked dolphin), 3272 nucleotides. RefSeq names its product taste 1 receptor member 1 (gene TAS1R1). Lineage: Eukaryota; Metazoa; Chordata; Mammalia; Artiodactyla; Delphinidae. The record is from RefSeq and is a predicted model, not a curated record. Gene Ontology annotation, biological process: G protein-coupled receptor signaling pathway; sensory perception of umami taste. Gene Ontology annotation, cellular component: membrane. Gene Ontology annotation, molecular function: G protein-coupled receptor activity.
CCCUGUUUAUAACAAGGCGAAACCGGGAUGAUUUACUCAGAAUUUCAAUUUCAGGAUACUGAGGACUGGGGUGGGUGUGUGGAGUUGCAAGUUUAACUCAAAGCCUUGUCUCACUGGGUCAACUGAGGCCCAGGUAAAAGGUUUUAAAAUUCUCAGCUCCCAGAGAGCAACCUUCCACACCCUGUUCCUCAAGGCCCCCAGAGAAGAUGUGUUCCAGCCUUCCUCUGCCCGCCCCCAAAUACCAGGGCUCUCUUUCUGAGCCAGGUGAAGCCACAGGCAGCAGUGUAAGGACAGAACCCACAACCGUCCAGAAGAAGGGCCAGUGGGUGCCACCUGGUUUGCACCUGUGCCUUUACCCUGCCCGGUUCCUGAGGAGGACUGCAGCCCCAGACGCUGGAGGCAAACAGCCCGCUUCCUAUAACUGGGUUCCAGUCCCACCCCGUUCAAAGGCAUAAAACUGGGAAGCAUGGGCAGCUGCCGACCAUUCUAGUUAAACGGCCCGGCCUGGUCCCAGGGCGCGGCGCGGCCAUGCCAGGUGCAGGGAGGUCUGGCCAGCAUGUUACUCUGGGGGGCGCGCUUCAUCGGCCUGCAGCUUUUCCUCUCCUGCUGCUGGGCUUUCAGCUGCCACGGCACCGCGUCCUCCUCUGACUUCAGCCUCCCUGGGAAUUACCUGCUUGCGGGCCAGUUUCCUCUCCACGGUGACCAUCUAGGGGUGAGAUGCAGACCCACAGUGACCUUCUGUGACAGGCCUAGCACCUUCAGUGGCCACGGCUACCACCUCUUCCAGGCCAUGCAGUUUGGCAUCGAGGAGAUAAACAACUCCACCGCCCUGCUGCCCAACGUCACCCUGGGGUACAAGCCGUACGACGGGUGCUCGGAGUCAGCCAACGUGUUUGCCACGCUGAGCCCGCCAGGGACGCGCUACGUGGAGAGCCAAGGAGACCCUGCCCACUACUCCCCUGCGAUUGUGGCGGUGAUUGGGCCCGACGCCAGCAUCUAUGUUGCCACCACUGCAGCCCUGCUGAGCCCCUUCCUGAUGCCCCUGAUAAGCUGCUCUGAUGCCAGCAGCGUGAUGCUCAGCGUGAAGCGGCUCUGCCCCUCUUUUCUGCGCACCAUCCCAAGUGAUGAGCGCCAGGUGGAGAUCUUGAUGCUGCCGUCGCGGAGGUUCGGGUGGGUCUGGAUCUCCAUGGUGGGCAGCGAAGGUGACUACGGGCAGCUAGGGGUGCAGGCGCUGGAGGACCAGGCCACCCAGCAGGGCAUCUGCGUUGCCUUCAAGGACACUGUGCCUUUCUCUACCCAGCCGGGCGAUGAGAGGAUGCAGAGCGUGAUACGCUGCCUGGCCCAAGCGAGGACCGCGGGUGUGGUUGUUUUCUCCGGCAGGCAGCUUGCCAGGGUGUUCUUUGAGUCCGUGGUGCUGGCCAAGCUGACUGCCGAGGUGUGGAUCGCCUCAGAAGACUGGGCCAUCUCCAGACACAUCAGCAACGUGCCUGGGACCUGGGGCGUCGGCACAGUGCUGGGUGUGGCCAUCCCACAGAGGCGUGUCCCUGGCCUGAAGCAGUUUGAACAGCCCUGUGUCUGGGCAGACAAAGGAGCCCUUGGGCCUUCUCGGGGUUCCUGGUGCAGCAGCAACCAGCUCUGUGGAGAGUGCUGGGCUUUCACGGCACAGAAGAUGCCCACACUUGGAGCGUUCUCCAUGAGCUCCGCCUACAACACGUACCAGGCUGUCUAGGCCGUGGCUCACAGCCUCCACCAGCUCCUGGGCUGCGCCUCUGGAGUCUGUUCCAGAGGCUGGCUCUGCCCCUGGCAGCUUCUGGAGCAGAUCCUCAAGGGGAAUUUCCUUUUACACAAGGACAUUGUGACAUUUAAGGACAAUGGCGACCCCCCCAGCAGUUAUAAUGCCUGGGACUGGAGUGGCCCCAACUGGACCUUCAGGGUCGUCGGCUCCUCCAUUUGGUCUCCAGUUUGGCUAGACAUAAAUACGAUCAAAAUCCGGUGGCAUGGAAAGGACAACUGGCCCCUAGCCUGUGGCUUCUUGCCGGUGCCUCAGUCUGUGUGUUCCAGCGACUGUCCUGAAGGGGACCAGAGAGUGAUCAUGGGCUUCCACCACUGCUGCUUCGAGUGUGUGCUCUGUGAGUCCGGGACCUUCCUCAGCAAGAGAGACCCCUACAGCUGCCAACCUUGUGGGAAAGAAGAGUGGGCACCUGAGAGAAGCCAGACCUGCUUCCCAUGCACCGUGGUGUUUCUGACUUGGCAUAAGCCCAUCUCUUGGGUGCUCCUGGCAGCUAAUACGCUGCUGCUGCUGCUCGUGGCUGGGACUGCAGGCCUGUUUGCCUGGCACCUAGACACGCCUGUGGUGAGGUCGGCUGGAGGCCGGCUGUGCUUCCUCAUGCUGGGCUCCCUGGCGGGGGGCAGCUGCGGCCACUAUGGCUUCUUUGGGGAGCCCACUCUGCCCACAUGCCUGCUGCGCGAAGGCCUCUUUGCCCUUGGUUUUGCCAUCUUCCUGUGCUGCCUGACGAUCCGCUCCUUCCAACUUGUGUUCAUCUUCAAGUUUUCUGCCAAGGUACCCACCUUCUUCCGUGCGUGGGUCCAAAACCACAGUGCUGGCCCGUUGGUGGUGAUCAGCUCAACAACCCAGCUGCUUAUCUGUCUAACGUGGCUUGCGGUGUGGACCCCACUGCCCCCCAGGGAAUACCAGCCCUUCCCUCAGCCGGUGCUAGACUGCACAGAGGCUAACCCACCGGGCUUCAUGCUGGCUUUCGCCUACAAUGGCCUCCUCUAGGUCAGCGCCUCUGCCUGCAGCUACCUGGGCAAGGACCUGCCAGAGAACUACAGCGAGGUCAAAUGUGUCACCUUCAGCCUGCUCCUCGACUUCAUGUCCUGGAUCGCCUUCUUCACCAUGGCCAGUGUCUACCAGGGCAAGCACCUGCCCACGGUCCACGUGCUGGCCAAGCCGAGCAGCCUGAGUGGCGGCUUCAGCGGUUAUCUCCUCCCCAAGUGCUAUGUGAUCCUGUGCCGCCCAGAUCUCAACAGCACCGAGCACUUCCAGGCCUCCACCCAGGACUACACCAGGCGCUGUGGCUCCACCUGACCAGUGGAUCAAGCCGGCAGGGUCAAGCCGGGGCAGGGUGGACUGGAAGGCUACACUGCUCUCAGGGUUGAAGGUGGAAUGGGGCGCCCAGGACCUGGGGUGUCCGGGAGGCCUCUGGGCUCCUCAGCCUUGGCUUGGGAAGUGUAAGCCCACGGGAGAGCUCAGUCCGGGCUGCGCUGGCUGC